GCGCUCCCGCCGACGCACGAGGGCCCCUGGGUCCCGGCCUCGCGCCGGGGCGGGCGGAGUGGAGCAGGAGGCGGGGCGGCGGCUUGGCGGGCGGGUCCGGCCCGCGGGCGGCGGCUCCGCAGUUGGCGCUGGCGCUGGCUCGGGCCGAGGCGCCAUGGAAGCCGGACCGGGGCCGGAGCACGGUAGCCCGGGCCGGACACCGGAGGAGGGCGCGCGGGCCCUGGCCGAGUUCGUGGCGCUGCACGGCCCGGCGCUGCGCGCCUCGGGCGUCCCGGAGCGGUACUGGGGCCGCCUCCUGCACAAGCUGGAGCACGAGGUCUUCGACGCAGGGGAGAUGUUCGGGAUAAUGCAGGUGGAGGAGGUGGAGGAGGAGGAGGAUCCGGCCGCUGGGGAAGCACGGAGGAAGCAGCCCAACCCUGGGGGUGAGCUGUGCUACAAGGUCAUUGUGACCAGCGAGAGCGGGCUUCAGGCUGCAGACCCCAACAGCAUCUUCCUCAUCGACCACGCCUGGACGUGUCGUGUGGAGCAUGCCCGCCAGCAGCUACAGCAGGUGCCAGGGCUGCUGCACCGCAUGGCCGCCUUGAUGGGCAUUGAGUUUCAUGGUGAGCUGCCCAGCACAGAGGCUGUGGCCCUGGUGCUGGAAGAGAUGUGGAAGUUCAACCAGACCUACCAGGUGGCCCACGGGACGGCCGAGGAGAAGGUGCCGGUGUGGUACAUCAUGGACGAGUUCGGCUCGCGGAUCCAGCACGCGGACGUUCCCAGCUUCGCCACGGCGCCCUUCUUCUACACGCCCCAGCAGGUGGCCUACACGCUGCUGUGGCCGCUGAGGGACCUGGACACCGGCGAGGAGGUGACCCGGGACUUUGCCUAUGGAGAGGCAGACGCUCUGGUCCGGAAGUGCAUGCUGCUGCCCUGGGCCCCCGCCGACCUGUCGGACCUCAGCUCCUCCACGCCCGAGCCGCCCGCCGAGUACUACCAGGCCAUUUUGGAGGAAAACAAGGAGAAACUGCCACUUGCCAUCAGCCCUGCAGCCCGUCCCCAUGACCACAUCUUCAAGGUCCACACGGACGUGCGGCAGGUGCUCAGCCACCUCACUCACCCGCGCUUCGCCUUCACCUCGCGCGAGGCGGACGCCGACGUCCUCUACCACUUCUCGCACUUCAAGGACUACAGGACCCUCAGCCAGGAGCGCCCGCAGGUGCUGCUGAACCAGUUCCCCUGCGAGAGCCUGCUGACGGUGAAGGACUGCCUGGCCUCCGUCGCUCGCCGUGCGGGGGGCCCCGAGGGCCCGCCCUGGCUGCCCCGGACCUUCAACCUGCGCACGGAGCUGCCCCAGUUCGUCAGCUACUUCCAGCAGCGGGAGAGGCGGGGUGAGGACAACCACUGGAUCUGCAAGCCCUGGAACCUGGCCCGCAGCCUGGACACGCACGUCACCAGGAGCCUGCACAGCAUCAUCCGGCACCGAGAGAGCACUCCCAAGGUUGUGUCCAAGUACGUGGAGAGCCCCGUGCUGUUCCUGAGGGAAGACGUGGGCAGCGUCAAGUUUGACGUGCGCUACGUGGUGCUGCUGCGCUCCGUGAGGCCGCUGCGGCUGUUCGCCUACGACGUGUUCUGGCUGCGCUUUUCCAACCGGCCCUUCGCACUUGAUGACCUCGACGACUACGAGAAGCAUUUCACUGUCAUGAACUACGACCCGGAUGUGGUGCUGAAGCAGGUACAUUACAAUGAGUUCAUCCCUGAGUUUGAGAAGCAAUACCCAGAGUUCCCCUGGAGUGGCGUCCAGGCGGAGAUCUUCCGGGCCAUCACGGAGCUGUUCCAAGUGGCAUGUGCCAAGCCACCACCCCUGGGCCUCUGCGACUACCCCGCAUCCCGGGCCGUGUAUGCCGUUGACCUCAUGCUGAAGUGGGACAACCGCCCUGAUGGGAAGCGAGUGAUGCAGCCCCAGAUCCUGGAGGUGAACUUCAACCCAGACUGUGAGCGAGCCUGCAGGUACCACCCCAGCUUCUUCAACGACGUCUUCAGCACCCUGUUUCUGGACCAGCCCAGCGGUUGCCAUGUCACCUGCCUCGUCUAGGCCCUUCCGCUUGGCCUCGGGGACAAAGUUCCUGCCUCAGUUCUCUGAGUUCCUCCUGCCACGUCCCUGACCCACCACCACCUCUUCUCCCAUCCCUGUCCAAGUCACAGCCUCAGCCCAAAUUCUCUGCCUCCGGAGCCCUGUCCCUGCUUCUCCCGCUGGGAUUCAGGGCCCGCCUCUGCUGUGGGUCAGUGAGGGUGUCGCUGGGGCUGAAAUUACCCCAAGCCCCCUCCACACCCCUCACCUCUGACUGCAUUAGUGAGUCCCCAGCUUGGCCAGGCCUUUGUUCCUGGUACCACUGGAGUUUGGUUCCGGGGCUGCUGUUCCAGAGGUGUUAGGGGGUGGAGUUCCUUAGAAACAGGGCUCUACGUAAAUGAGGCCUGCGUGGGUCUCCUUCCGUCAGCCCCCUUGCCUCAUGGUGCCCCUGAGCAGGGCAACGCACGCCCCAGAGUAGCCUGGGGAAACCGCUGACCGCCCAGCUGCGCUCCACCAGAACCUCACCAGCAGACCUCCCGCUAACUUCCGGGCGGGAGGACCACGGGUUUUCCCUUGCUGUUCCCUUCUCAUUUUGGGGAAGUGGGCCUGGUGGGGUUCCCCCCAGGGCCCGCCUGCUCACUGGGCCCCUCACCAGCCUCUGAGACAGGCUGAGGCUCUGGCGAGGGUCUCAGGGACAAUUGUGGGGGGCGGAGCAGCAGGCAGAGGUGGCGGAGCAGGGCGAUCCAUUCCAAGGAGGGCCUUAAAGCCAGGUGUUGGCUUCACUGAGGUCUAGAGUCAAAAUGUCAGAGUUUUGUUUUUUAAUUUAUGGGAAGAAAAUGUUAAGUUUUCGUUCUUUCCUAACUUUGUUUCUGGAAUUCAUAGUCAUGGUCAGCGUGUCGUUGUUUUGUCUUGUGGUCUUGGGGAUCGGACUCGGGGCUUCUCACUUGCUCGACAGGUGUCUGCCCCUGAGCUGCAUCCCCAGCCCUUUUUUAUUUUGGAACACGAUCUCACGAAGUUGCUCAGGCUGGCCUUGAACUUGUGGUUCUCUGGCUUCGGCCUCUGGGCAGCUGGCUCGCAGGCCUGUGCCAUGGUGCCCAGCGGCUGCCAGUGGCUCUGGUGUCGCUGCAGUGCAGCGGGUCAGUCUGACUGCAGACGGCAAGCACUGCUCCGGAACUCCUGGGGCCCAGGAGAACGGGACAGGGAUCUGGCGUUUGUUCCAUUUUUGAAGCUAAAAGCAAUUCUCAUAACAAAACUCGACGUCAUUCUGCCUGUCCCUGUCUCCGGGCACGUGGGCCCCCUCUGGCUCCCCUCACCCUUUAGCUGGGCAUUGCCCUCCCUUUGCCCAGUAGGGCCAGGGCUGUCAUGGGCAGGGUGGAUGCUGCCUCUGGUUCUUCCUCCUGGACGGAGCUGCUGGCCUCCCACCUCCCGCCCGCUUGAUUUGUACUGCAAUAAAGUAUAUGCCUUCUUUUGCA
This is a messenger RNA of Sciurus carolinensis (gray squirrel), 3522 nucleotides long. It is a transcript of the gene Ttll12, whose product is annotated as tubulin tyrosine ligase like 12. The record is from RefSeq and is a predicted model, not a curated record. NCBI's taxonomy places the organism in Eukaryota, Metazoa, Chordata, Mammalia, Rodentia, Sciuridae. The transcript is spliced from 14 exons. Gene Ontology annotation, biological process: protein modification process. The coding region runs from base 155 to 2074 and encodes 639 amino acids.